Messenger RNA from Formica exsecta, 2531 nucleotides. RefSeq names its product 3-oxoacyl-[acyl-carrier-protein] synthase, mitochondrial. Lineage: Eukaryota; Metazoa; Arthropoda; Insecta; Hymenoptera; Formicidae. The transcript is spliced from 3 exons. The coding region runs from base 385 to 1710 and encodes 441 amino acids. The record is from RefSeq and is a predicted model, not a curated record. Gene Ontology annotation, biological process: fatty acid biosynthetic process. Gene Ontology annotation, molecular function: 3-oxoacyl-[acyl-carrier-protein] synthase activity.
GCGGUUUUCUCUGCUGAACGCGGCCAGUGUGUGAAACCUCUAAAAGCUGUUUGGACCUUGCUAAAAGAAAUUGGCAAAAUAAUAUAAUAAAGGCUGUUUCUUUUUUUUUUUUUAAUAUGAAAUAACAAUAGGAAACAGAAAUCAGAGACGACAUACUGAUAAUAUAUAAGAUUAUCGAUACUCAAGUGAAGAAGUAGAAGUGUCAAAAAAACCGAAAAAUAACUAAUGCUUGAUUGACACAUUAAAUACCUUCUUACAAAAUAAAAAAAAAAGUUCAAUGCAUUUUUAUAAACAUUUUUAUGUUUUACGUGAUUAUGAUGAAGCGAUGCAACUUUCAUAAUUAUUGAAAACAAAGCAUCUGUUAAUAUUUUUGGAGAACUUGCAAUGUCUAUACCACUCGUAAACAUCAGUCGGUCCUUGACAACUGUCGCGAGGACCAAACGACGUGUUGUUGUGACGGGGAUAGGAAUUGUGUCUCCUUUGGGAGUCGGGACGCGAAAUGCUUGGGAAGCUCUCAUCGAUUCUAAAUGCGGAAUCACGAAGCUUUCCGAACCGGAUUACAACAAGUUACCGUGUAAAAUAGCUGCAUUAGUACCGAAAGGAGAUGCUCCUCAUGAACUUAACAUUGAUUCUCACUUUACAAAAAGUGAAUUACGCACAAUGUGUUCUGGCACUGCGUACGCACUGAUAGCUUCAGAAGAGGCACUCUUGGAUGCGAAAUGGACACCAAACGAUGAGAAUGAUAAACGUGACACUGGAGUUGCAGUAGGAAUGGGCAUGAUAGAUCUAGUAGAUGUGUGUAUGACACAUGAAGCUUUGAAGAAAGGAUACAGCAAGGUCAGUCCAUACUUUGUGCCAAGAAUAUUGCCGAAUAUGGCAGCUGGUCAGAUCAGUAUUAAAUAUGGCUUUCGUGGACCGAAUCAUGCUGUAUCAACUGCAUGCGCGACGGGAGCGCAUGCUAUCGGUGACGCAUUCCGCUUUAUCCGCGGUGGCGAAACGAGCGUGAUGGUAUGCGGCGGUGCGGAAGCGUGCAUCUGCCCGUUGGCGAUAGCCGCAUUCUGUCGUCUACGUGCGCUGAGCACGUCGAGAAACGAUACGCCCCAGGAAGCGUCGCGACCGUUUGACCGGGACCGCGACGGUUUUGUGAUGGGCGAGGGCGCCGCGAUACUAGUGCUGGAGGAGCUGAAUCACGCGCUCGCCCGGGGCGUGCCCAUCUACGCGGAGGUGCUGGGCUACGGUCUGUCCGGCGACGCGUCUCACAUAACGGCACUCAGCGAGGGCGGCAUCGGCGCGUUACUGGCGAUGGAUCGGACGGUGAAGGACGCCGGCAUCGAGAGCUCUGAAAUAACAUACGUAAACGCGCACGCCACGUCUACGCCGUUGGGCGAUGGGAUCGAGGUGAAGGCGAUUGAGUCGCUGAUGGGGGAACACAGUAAGAAUGUGACGGUGACGAGCACUAAGGGUGCGCACGGACACUUGUUAGGUGCCGCCGGUAAUCUGGAAGCUGCCUUCACGAUCUUGGCGAUCAAGGAGGGCGUGAUACCACCCACGUUGAAUCUAGACAAUCUGGAUAUGGAGACUCGUUUGAACUUCGCACCGCAUACGAAGGCGAAGUGGAAUACGACGACGACGCGUCGAACGGCUUUGAAAAAUGCCUUUGGCUUCGGUGGGACAAAUGCAUGCUUGUGCUUCGCUCAAUAUGUCGAUUGAACAGGUUUGAAAACUAUUACAAUUAUAAUAUGCUGAGAGACAGAAUCCACUAUUUUUUCUAUUUUUUUAAACGCAGUCAAUUGAGGUAUGUAAGUACGAAAAAUAAAUCCAUAAGAGACAUAGACAGUUCCUUUCUCAUUGUUCAAUUGAUACAGAAAGGACACUAUUCUUGUAACAUAUGUAUAUACCUGAAACAAGAGAAGCAAAUUCAGUGACGAAUUAAAUCUGAUUACACAACUGAUUACCAGUGUUGAGCAGUUUAAAUAUUUUUAAUAACUUUUAUGCAACAUACAAUAUAUGUAAAUAUGAUUUACGAUAAUAAUUCUUUUUAUAGAAUGUUUUUGCAGUGUAUGUAUGAAUGUGUAAUGAAAGUUACACACAGAGAGGAUGUACAUCGGAAUAAUAAAAUAUAUGUGUAUAUAUAUAUUAUAUUGGAAUGCAAUACAUUCAUUUUAUAUUAAGAUUCCGACAAAUGUUCCAUCGCAUCUCUAUUAUUACAACACUGACACGAGUAAUAAUCGUAUCGCCGUAUAAAUAUAUGAUCUUCUUGAAAAUGAAAAAUUUUUCAAGAAAAUACAAUAUUUUUUAAAUAUACGGCAAUCACCUGGAGAACUUGUGUCUAUAACAAUUCGCAUUUACUGCACGCAACAGAAUCGGACCUGCCAUAUUCUCAACAGCCAAGGCAUAUUCAUACAAAAUAUCUACGUUUACUUCAAUUGUACAGAUCUCUAUACAAUCAAAUUCAAUUUUCUAGUCUUAUGAACUGUAUAUUUUGUAUUUUUCUCAAAGUCAAUGUUAUUUGACUAUGAUUUGAAACCAUC